GGAUACCCGCCCGCCCAAAAAGGCCCCUAUUUAGAUGAGGUUGUGCGUGGGUGCAUCGUAUUGAGCUCUCAAGCGAGCGGUUGAGGAAGAGAUAGCGGAUUUGGUAACUAGGGUUUUGCCGGGAGAAUCCAUUCGGAGAUUGGGCAUGGAAGGAUUGUCGUUUGAAGAUCAAAAAGCUCAGAGAUUCGGGAGCGAUCCUCCCUUUUCCCAGACGAAAGAUGUUCCUCCCGCUGAUAUGCCAUUUUCUUUUAAGCAUGAUGCCGGUUCAUAUAAUACUAUGAUAUCUCCUUCUGAAAUAUUGGAUGCUGAGAUUGCAUCUAAUCCAAUCUAUCGUGCUAUUUGUGUGGCCACAUGUGAAAAACAAUUAGAGGAUCUUAAGCCGCGUUUGGAAGAGCUUCCGAAGGGCUUGCCUUGUUUUAGAGCCAAAUUGCACGAAGAAUAUGAAAAGGCAAUGAAGGCUCUGGAAUCCAAGGACCGGGCUUCAACAAUUACACAUUUCAAAAAGGUUGAUUAUUGGGCAGAGAAGGCAGUACAUGUAUUUGACACGCUGGAGUGUGUAAAGAUUUCUAUAAGAGUUUGCACAGAUGACCUUGAAAAAUACAAAUCAGAGUUUCAGGAAGACAAGAGGAGGAAGACCGAGCUAGAUGUCAUUCAGUCUGGGUGAUGAUGUUUGGUUUCCUUAUUCUGCUUCCAUCUUUAGACAUACUACGCCUGUCUAAUUUAUGAACCGUAGCCUUUUUCGUGAACUGAAUUUUCUGCCCCUAGCCCCUCUUCUUAUGUAUGGAGUACCUAAGAUGAAUUGUGUUUUAUUUGGGACGAUACGUGUCUAUCCCUCUAUGAAGAUAAACUAUACAUAUUAAUAAUUCUCAAUUUUAUUG
Molecule: messenger RNA, 878 nt
Organism: Cuscuta campestris
Lineage: Eukaryota; Viridiplantae; Streptophyta; Magnoliopsida; Solanales; Convolvulaceae
Source: the annotation of a GenBank genome assembly